Molecule: messenger RNA, 634 nt
Organism: Sitophilus oryzae (rice weevil)
Lineage: Eukaryota; Metazoa; Arthropoda; Insecta; Coleoptera; Curculionidae
Exons: 2
Coding region: 112-546 (144 amino acids)
Biological process (GO): spermatogenesis
Source: RefSeq, a predicted model, not a curated record
CUAUUUAAUUCAUACGUCUAUUGACAUGAAACAUUUUCCUUCAUAAACUAGGUCAUAUUUUUAUCUACCAUAUUAUUUUACUAUUAUUAUUCUUGUAAUCCACACAUUGGAAUGAAUAAGGCUAAAGGCCCAGAAAUAUUAAAUAAUUGUGGCACCUGCGACCAGCUUAAAAAAGAUUUUGACGAGGAAAGCAAUGAUGAGGGCUCUUGUUCAACGGAUUCUGAAGAGGAAACUUCGUCUAGUUGUACAAACAACUCUAUUAUUGAGCUGAGCUUAGGGCGCCUAUCGUCUCAAACGAGCCGAAGUACCUUUAGAAGAAGCGUUCUACCAAACAAAUCGUUCUCUUCAGAGAAAGUUAGAGAUAUUGAAAGAAGAAAUGCAAUUUUGGUGGAGAAAAUUCUCUAUCAUAAUAGAAGACCUAAUCAGUAUAAGACUUAUGCUAGUCAACCUGUAAAGAAAGCAACUAGUUCAGAAAUCAACAGAAGGAGACAUCAAGAGAAGAUCAGUAGAGAAAAUGAGAUCCUGCUUAAAAAAUCCAGUCCGUAAAACCAUGUGUAAAAUACAAAUAAAAUUAAAAUAUAUUUAUUCCUAAUAGUCACGAUGUAUGAAAUUGGUAAUAAAGUAUUUUUAAAUA